Anneissia japonica is the source of this 8120-nucleotide messenger RNA. RefSeq names its product RING finger protein 17-like. Lineage: Eukaryota; Metazoa; Echinodermata; Crinoidea; Comatulida; Comatulidae. The record is from RefSeq and is a predicted model, not a curated record. Gene Ontology annotation, molecular function: zinc ion binding.
UCCGAAAACAUUUGGUUGACAUUUUCCAUGUGUGGUGUGAGAUUUCAGAUUUGACCCAGAUAUAGUGGUGAUCAUUUAACUGUAAAACUAGCUAACACUUGUAUCUGGAAGAAAAUGCAGCGGUAUCCAUCAUGCCCAAAUUGUUGCAAAAGCUUCCGUGGCCAAGACCCUGUAGGAAGCCUGUUUCCACAUCUGCUUCAGUGUGGUCAUACAUUCUGCAGAAGCUGUCUACUGAAGUUAAUGCGGAUCACCAGAACCAAUGUAAUUUGUCCCAUCUGUAAGACCGCAACUCCGACACCACUAAAGGAAGUUAGCAUUGAUGAACUGCCUUCUGAUUUCUACAUUCUUGGUGUUCUGUUAACAAUGAGUAAAAAGCAAGUGACUCAAAAGGGUGAAGGCAAGUUUGUUCCAAGAAAACAUGAUCAUCCAGUCGAGACUACCAGUAAUGUUCCUGAAGUCUUUAGGCAAUUUAAGGAGAAGGUUACAGGAGAGAAUGAAGAUAUGUGUGUAGAGUGUAUAAAAAAGCCAGCAACCUGCAUGUGUGCAAAGUGUAACUGCCUUCUAUGUGGUGUUUGCUUCGACAAAAUCCACCAGAAUUCCAGAAUCUUAAUGAUGCAUCAAGCAACUCCUCUCAAACAAAAAGGGAGCACUGACACCUGUAGAGACCAUUCUAUGAAAACCUUGGAUUUUUUUUGUAGAGAAGAUACAUGCAUGCACCCUGUAUGUGCAAACUGUUGUAUCAUUGGUAGCCACAAGGGGCACUCUAUUCAGCAAAUUGAAGAAAGGAACAGAGAAAUUGUUCAUGAAUUACAACCUGCAAUAAAUAAAGCAGAAGCAACCAUGAAAGACAUGUUAAUGGCAAAGAAGACAAUUUGUGAGGCAAUGCCUGAAGUAAAAUUUGAAGUAGCAAAGGUGGUGGGUGAAGUGAGGACACACUUUUCAAGACUUCAUGCAAUCUUACAGGCAAGAGAAAUGGCAUUGAUUGACAAUUUAGAUGCUUAUCUGGAAACGCAAAUUGACACAGUCACUUACGUACAGAGAACGCUGGAGACGAACAUAAGUUGUGCACUUGGUGCUAUCACAGAGGCCCGGAAAGCUACCAGCACUAACAAAGUCAUAAACACCACACAACUUCUUGCACUCUUGGACGCAACAACUGACCUACCAUCCCUGAUAGUGCCUCCUGGUGCAAACCAUCAACUGCAAUUCAAGCUAGACCUAGAAGACCUACCAGAUAUGAUCGCAAACUAUGGUUCAAUAGAGGGCUUUGAUACUGACAGGUACAAAUUAAAAGCACUGACUGAGAUCUCAGAAGAUGUGACUCGAUAUCAGUCGCUUAGCAACGAGAACCAACUCUUGAUUGACAGAAUGGUCGUGGAAAUGCAAAACUCUUGUAAAGAACCCGACAGCCAAUCAGUCAAUGGUGAAAAUAAAAAUUCUGAGCCUAGCAGUCCAAUUGAUACAAACCAGAGUAAGGCAACAAGUCCAGAAUCUAAAAACAGAAAGCCAUACAGACAAAGGACCUACUUACCAAGAGAACCCCCAGGUGAGAAAGUGAUAGUAACUCAUAUUCGUAGUCCAUGGGACUUCAUGGUUCAACGACUUGGUGACCAAGGCAAGGUGAAUAACAUGAUGGGAUAUCUACAGAAGUUCUGCAGGGCUCCCACAGAAAAAGAAUUGACUGCAGAUGCUCUGAGCAUAGGAACUAUGGUUUGCUGUCAGUACAGCUUUGAUAAGAAAUGGUACCGUGCCAUCAUCAUGUCGUCGCCCAAGAGUGUCGGUGAAGAGGACGAUGAAGUGGAAUCGAAAGAUGAUACCUGUAGUGAGAUCAGUGAAUCUACUAGCAUGAGAAGUGUCGCAUCUAACAAAGGCAGAGAUGGAUAUGUAGAAGUCGUGUAUAUUGAUUAUGGCAACACAGAGUGGGCUCCAGUGACAAGCAUCCGCAAAAUGUGCACAAAGUACAAGAAAAUGCCGGAGUUGGCGCUGCGUUGCUCUUUGAAGGAUAUUGUGCCAGCUAACAAUAAACCUCAUUGGUCAAGAGUAGCAGUGCAUGCAUUUGCAGAAAUGACCAGCAACAAACCUUUGCACAUGACCAUUGUUGGCAAUGAGGGCAGCCUUCCGUAUGUCGAUCUCCAUGAAGUUCUGAUUGACGAUGUUGAAUCAGAGGCGCCUGCUUCAUUGAGAGAUGCUCUUGUUUUCUUGGAGCUGGCAUGCUUCAUAUCAGAAGAGUCAAUCUGUAGAGACACAGUAAAGAAAACAUCAACAGUUGAAUACUUCAAGCCAUAUCUACCAAAUAAAAACGAUUAUAUUGAUGUGAUGGUCAGUCAUAUUAAUAGUCCACACAACUUCUAUGUCCAAGAGAUUGUACUUGGCGACCAAUAUCUACAGACCAUGAUGGACGAGCUACAAAAACAUUACAGUAGCUCUGACAAUAGUUGGCAUGUACUAUGUCCACACAUGGGAAUGGUCUGUGUAGCCAAAUAUGCUGAUGAUGACUUUUGGUACAGAUCUCAAGUAGUUGGUUUACCUGGAGAUGGUAUGGUAGAUGUGAUGUAUGUAGAUUUUGGAAAUGUCAGCAGGGUGCAUGUUAAAGAUCUUCGAAUGAUGGCAGCAAACUUUCUUAAAUUACCCAUACAGGCUCUAGCUUGCUCUAUGGUUGAUGUUGCUGCAGUAGGUGGUAGCUGGAGUGAAGAAUCUGCUACAAGACUUGGUGAGCUGUCUACCACACCAUUAGUCAUAGCAGUUCAAGGCGUAAAAAAUGACAUCGUUUCUGUUCUACUGUAUUCCCCACAUCAGAAGGAUGAUGCCUGCCUGAAUGCUGUACUGGUUGCUGAAGGAUUGGCUAAAAGCACCGGACCAGGUUCCGUCAAUGCAGCCGUCUUCAAGAAGUACCAGAAGAAGGCCAGUAACCAGGAGAAGAUGGAUGACCGUACCACUGCAGUCCCUGAGCCCUUAGACAUUAUAUACAGUAAGUCGGAAGCUGAAGCCAUGAAGAAGAAAGCAUCAGAGGCCAAGAAAAAGCUUCCAUAUGUUGGUGUGAGGAUCAGCCAUGUGGUGUCACCAUCAUGUUUAUAUGUGCAGUUAAAAACAGCAGGCAAAGAUGGAUUGGAAAGUUUACAGAAGGCAAUGAUGGAGCAUCUAAUGAAGACGCCAGUGGACACUGGAGACUGGACAGAAGGUGACAUUGGUGCCAUGAUUUACAUGUCUAAUGAUUUCUACAGCAGGGCAAAGGUUAUAGAACUCAUACCAGAAAACAAGGCCAAGGUUGAAAUGAUAGAUUAUGGAAAUACCAAUGUUGUAACUGUUAGUAAGCUUCGAAGGCUAACUUCUGAGCUGGCAUCGAUUCAGCCAUUUGCUAUACGCUGCCAUCUUGCUAACGUGUUCCCGGCCGGUGGCAAGGACUGGACAAAGACUGCUUGUGAGUACUUGGCUGGCAAGCUGCAGGAGCUGGAAUGCUACAUUUUGAAGGAGGAUGAAAUAAAUAAAGAUGGCUCUUUUCCGAUUGAUCUCCUGUAUAAGAAGUCAUGGAAAGAAUUAGCAAAGGGAAAAAAUACUGAGGAGACGGAGCUUGUGUCGGAGCUUUUGAUAAACGAUGGCUUGGCAUUACCCAGUCCACAAAGGAAGAAGAAAAGACAGAGUGUUGAAUCAGUGGAUGCACAAGAAUCGGAUGAAGCCCUCAGAGCUUGUUCAAGACUUUCCAAAUAUUGCAUUUCUGAUGUAGAUUGUGUGCAAAAGGAACUCCUAGCAUCCGAUGUCACUGAACACAGUAAAAGCAGAAAGUAUGAAACUGAACCUCCUGAAAAACUUGCAAAAAACAAGGAUGGUUUAAGCGGCGGUCUUGAAGAACAUCAUUUACCAGAGGUUGAUCAGGAAAGUCAAUGUAUGAAAGAUAGGAGCAGCAUCUCUUCCGAAGGCAUUCUUGCAGCUGAGAAGCGAAGAGAGAUUGCAGGUAACAUCAAUGAUGUUGAAAACAACUGUUUUCGUAUGGAGAGUUUGUCUCUAUCAGAUCAAGAGGGUGAAUAUGACUCUGACAGAGAUAGCUAUCGUAGCUCAGUGGACAGCAGUGUCUGCAGCCUUGAUAAGAACAGUGUCCAUAGUACUACCAAGAGUAACAAUAUCCCACACUCAGACAAUAGAAGUACCCAAAGCCUGGAUAGAUCCAGUGUUCAUAGCCCGAGUAAUAGCAGUCUUCAUCACUCGGAUGAGAAAAAUUCCCAUAGCUCUAGUAAAAAUAGCAUCCAUAGUCCUCCUGAAAGCAGUAUCCAUAGCCAUGGUAAAAGCAGUAGCCAUCACUCAGACAGAAGUGUCCAUAGCUCUGGUAAAAAUAGUCCUGUUGAAAAUAUUGUCCUUAGCCUGGGUAAAAGCAGUGACCAGAGCCCAAGUGGGAGCAGUAUUCACGAUAUUGGUAACAACAGUGUUGAUACCUCUCGGAAGAGCAGUGUACAAAACUCUGGUAAAAGUAGUGCCUGUAGCAGUAUUCCAAGCAGUGCCUACAACUCUGAUGAUAGCUGUUUGCCUGGGUCUGACAUUGCCGAAUCUGCUGCGAUUAAAGACAGUACUGCCAAAUAUGCUUUGGAAACUCAACAAAACAGGGUUGUAGAUAUUGACAAAACUUCCACACCAGACGAAUGCAAUGCCAACUUGGAUUUCGAUCUUAGUUCAGAGAUCAGUUUAUCAGAUGGGGAUAAUGAACCAGUUGCUAGAAAAAGCACCAUUGUGGAGACUUCUGACCAAAAAAUCUCAGAUAUCUGCGAUCAGAUGUCGUCUCAUGGAAAGAGUCAACCAGAUGAUCAAACAAGUAAUCCAUAUGUACAGUAUGGUCCAUUUGAGAUGCCCACAUGCAACCCAUGCGACAUCGUUGUUACUUUUAUAAAUGAGCAAGGUAUCAUCUAUGGCCAUGAGAUUUCAGAAGGUGCAGUACGUGGAUUUUGGCAACAGCGAGGCCAUGACAGCUGACAAACUGCGGAUAGCGACAUGCUUUACAGAGAUCCCUCAUCAAUGUUUAGAAUGCAUUCUCUAUGGGUCAAGAAUAGUAAAUGCUGCCAACUGUUGGCCAACCAAUGCACUGAAGUUUAUGUAUGAAAACCUGACUGUUUGUACCAUAGAGAGAAAGGGCAAGUGGCGCAGAGGAUCCCCCUUAUUGGUCGAGAUAACAAUGCCAAACGGACAAAAUCUGCGAGAGGCGUUACUCAAUGGAGCAUUGUAUAACAGUCAAGAUGUAAUAUUUUGCGAUGAUGAUAAUGAUUAUAGAAUGCAGGAUACCAGGCUCAGAGCAUUGUCAGAGAAAGAGAGAAUAUACUACCUAGGGAAGAGUGUACUUGAAAUGUCUCAACGUGAAGCAUUUUUGUGUGAUAGUAGCCUAGAGUUUGUCACGAUGGAACUGCCUCCUCCGGGCGUACUCUUCAAUGUAAUAAUUACGCAUACUGAAGCACCAAACCAGUUGUUCAUCCAACACUUCCAAGGUCCGACUGAGAACCCUAUGAUGAGAGAAGCCAUUAGCCAGUUGAACCAGCUGAUGGUGAUGAAUGAUGAAAUCAAUCAACUAGCACCAUCGUGGCCUCCAGUUACUACUCCUUUUGUUGGUCUGUGCUGUGUUGGAUUGUAUGGACAAGAAAGUAAGUGGUACCGCGCUAAAAUCCUCAAAGUGUCGAACCUGAAUCUGGUAACCAUACAGUAUGUCGAUUUUGGAACACCUGAAAGAGUGACAACUGACAGGUUACGGUAUUUACCUGCUGAAUACUUUGAUUUACCUGUUCAGGCAGUUCUCUGUGAAGUGUAUGGUUUACUACCGCCAUCAGAUACAGCAGACGACUGUGAGAUGCUACCGACCACAGAUUGGCCAUUGGCGUCCUUGACACGAUUACUUGAAGUUAUUGCAAACAAAGAACAAGUUGCUAAAGUUUUGCAACAUGGAUCAUUACCAAAAAUUUGUUUAUACAAUGGAUUUGAGGUGACAUUACCGAUGUCCAGUGUGCAUGCAACUCCAUCCAACUAUAUAUUUAUGCCGCUAGUAGAAGAAAAACUUGCUGAACUUGAUAAUACAAACAUUGGAAGCGGAUGUGAAAUGUAAUUGGUGCCACAUGGACCGACCCAUUGUCCAGCAAUCAAGCUAAUGUCUUUCACCAAAUCACAUCUGUCACCAAGUCAUGGACUGACCUGUCACCAAGUUAGCAGAAUCAAGCCACGGAACUGUCACCAUUUCACAUUUGCACUAGCCUGUGAACAAAUCACCUAUGCUACCAAAUCACUGGCCUGACAUCAGAUCACCAAAUUACAUCUGCCACCAUGUCACUGGUUUGUCAUCAAAUCAUAUCUACCACCAAGUCACUGGCCUGUCAUCAGAUAACCAAAUUACAUUUGCCACCAAGCCACUACUGUGUCACCAAGUUACAGCGUCACAUCAGUCACAAAUAUAUAGUGGCCUGCCACCAUGAGCUGUAAAGCAAGCUGAAAUCUUGGCACCAAGCCACUGGCCUGUCACCAAGUUGCACCUGCUAUCAAGUCACUAUGGGAAGCCUGCCACCACAAUAAAACGGUGGUGGUUGCCAAGCAAACCCGUCACAACAUAAGCAUGCUCUGAAAGAUAUGACAACUGUACAAGUCACAUAAAAAUGAUGUUGAAUUCAUUCCUACUAGCCAUAAUUUAAUUAAGACAUUAACUAAGAUGAUAAUAUGCCCUCUGCGAAAACGCACCUCAUCAAACUCGCCAUUAAAAUGCAUAAGAGACUCGCAUACAUGACUAGCAACCUCAAUAUUGAUCAAUUGUUAUAAUCUGUUAUUGGAUUAAUAUGAUUAAACAUUUAAAAGUUGCCAGGUAGUGUACCUUGAGGACUCGUAACUGAGCAUGUAUAUCACAUAUGUAUGAUUUCAAAUCUGUUUAAUAUUAAUCUAAGCAGAAAAAGUUUUUUUUAAGUGUAUCUGCCAGGCAUUCUUUGAUUUGUUCAACCAUGUUUUUAUCGCUAUAAUCCAACAUGAAUUUUGUGGUUAUUAAUACCGUUUAAAAUACUACAGACUAAUUCCUACACAAGUUUUUUUUUUUUUUUUGGAAAGUUACUCUGCUACAUUCCAAUGAACAAAUAUUGUACAAAAUGAUAAAGGAGAAGGUAUAGAUAUUUAAUUACAAGUAUAAAUUGCAUUUAAGAUGAAACUAUGAGUUUGGGUUAAAUAUGAUUUGGUUAUCCAAGUCUUUUGGUGAUACAGAACUUAAUACCUGCUUUUAUUUGAUGUUUUAUAUAUCAAACUAAAGACGGUUUUAAAUUAUCUAUCAAGCUAGCCAUAAAAAUGUUCCCAGCAAAUGUGAAGCCAACAGCAAACUCUCUAUGUUUACCGUCUAAGUCAGACCAAGACCAAUUGCAACAAUGCCAUUGUUUGUGCCUGUUUAGGGCUAGCAUUUGCUCAAAUACAACAAAUUAUUGUUAAUAUAAUUGAUGCAUGUUUAUGAAUCAUUUACAUAAUUAGGCCUCUGAUACUGUAUUCUGUUCAUAUUUUUAUUCACUUUUGUUUGGCCAUCAGUAACAGUGUCCCAUGCUCUGUCAGUAUACUUUAAUAUCGUUUUUCUUUGCUUUUAUAUUGUACUUUAUUAUUUUAUUUCAUUCUGUUGCACAAAAAAAUAAACUUAAGUGAAGAAAAAAUACAUUUGAAACUUUUCAAUCUUCAUUUUUUGAGAAGAAAGUGUUAAUGAAAAAGUGAAAAAAUAAGUAAAAAUUUAUCUGGUUUCAAACAAAAACGAACAUCAAAAAAGAAAGUAGUUGAAAAUGUAAUCAUCAUUCCAAAAUUAUUAAUACCAUGUUCUAUUUUUAGAAGGACAAAUAUGUAACAUGUAUAAAGCUGUUUUAUAAUUAGUGUUUGUUUUUAUAAAGGAAAUAUUUGAGUUCUUUUUCAAAGUAUUAAAUGAAAAUUUGGAAGUGCUUUUUUCUUGAAAUGAGAAACGUUAUAUUAAUGAGUUUGUUAUACAACAGUGAUUUAUAAAAAAAAAAGGGCUAAAGUCUGGAUUCAAAUGUAAGAAACAUUUGUUACAGACUUGCAGGGAGUUAAUUAAUAAACGUUGAUGAAACAUCUUGCACAUUGGGUAUUACCUUUUGUAGGAUUUUUGUCUGUCUGACAAUCUCAAAAUCGUUAAA